UCGGAGCACGUGCGGAAUAAAAACAAAAAUUAUUCCGGUUUUUCGUAUCGGUCUCGGGGAUUAAGUUUGAAUAUAUUGAGUGAAGUGUGAAAUUAUCUUCCAAAAUGCCUCUGCACCGGUUGUUCGUGGGUAACAUCCCGGCCGGAACCAACGAACAGGAUUUGCGGCAAGAGUUCGGUUCAUACGGCCCGGUGCGAGCCAUCGAUCUCAAAAGCAAAGCGAACCCGCUAGAUGCAUCGGCACCGGUGGACACGUUUGCUUUCGUAAACAUUGAACUGGAUGAGCGAACCCUGCGUCAGUGUUUGACCGAGUUCCGACAGCAACAAUACCGGGGCGUCUAUCUUAACGUCAGCAAAGCCAGGGAAUCCUUCCUGGAUCGGUUAAAGCGGGAACGGGAAGAAGCCGAACAGGCCAAACAGAAUGCCGUGGCAUUGGAUCCUUACAGAAAAUCGGUACCCGAAAAGGAAGAAGCUCCUCAGGAACUUCCGGCCCUGCCAACGAUUGCCAAGGAAGUGGCAUCAUCGAGCUCCGAAUCCAGUUCGGAGAGUGAAGAUGAAGAACCUGCUCCGGUAAGGAAACCGUCGAUAGAUCCGAACAGGCGUCAACAGCCCAAUAAGACGGAAGAUGAUCAGCUGGUUCGCAAAUGGAACCAGGAAACCUACAUCGAACAUGGGAAACUUAGAAUCGUACCCAUCACUGGGCAGGUGGCAGAGGUGAUCGAUCAAAGUAAAAAUCGUAGGAAGGUUCCCACUAACCGUGAUCCAGACUCCAAAGGGCAGCAGGCUGACGAAAAGCGGAAGCAAGGUUUGAGCAAGAUAACGGAUGCUUACGAGCAGCAGAAGUUGGCCAUAAAAGCCGCACUGACCGGAGAUAUGACCGGGAAACGAAAUAAGAUAGUUUUCGAUGAUGGUGAGGAAGACGACGGUCAACCUGGAAAGAAGUCGAAACUGGCACUUUUCGAGGACGGCGAGGAAGAUGAUGGGUUCAGGGCAAAUUUCGGACUCCGGAGGCAACUUGCUGAAAAUACUGUCAAAGGUCAACGUUUAUUCGAGAUGCAAACGCAAUUCAAUGGCGAUUCUCGGUUCAAGCUGGACGAAAGGUUCCUCGACGACGACAGCGAAAUUGCUGGGCGCCGGAAGAAGAAAGCCUUGGAGAAAACGAACUCCCAACAACAGCCACAGCUGGGUAAAGCACAAAACCAGGAACGCAAAAAGCAGCUGGAAAUUUUGUCCAAAGUAAUGGGCAAAGAAAUUCAAGAUCGAUCCCAAUUCAAAACGGGCUCGACGGAUGCUGGUGGUCCCAAAACAAUGCAACGCUUUGAUCCGUCCGCAACUGUCAAGGGCAAUGCAGAGCGAAAGGUUGAGAAACCGGAGAAGAAAAAGCUAACGGAAGAACAAAUCCUGGAAGCUAAACGAGCGGUGCGGGCUGAGGAAGAAUUCCAGGUUACAGAAGAUAAGUUCUAUCAAGUUUCGGAAGGCUUGAAUAGUGCCAUCGGUAGCAGUGGAACGGGAUUCAGUUUGUUGGCUAUGUUUGGAGCAUCCAGCAAAAAGAGCGAUGACGAUGACUUUGAAGAAAAUGAAGAUGACGAUGAACCGAAUGAAGAUGAUAACAAAUUAAGCUUCGAUGAUUACGACAUUUCUGAGGCGGAAGCUGUGCAAAAUGUCCCGGAGGAAGAACCAGAAAUAGCGCCUGAAGAAACCCAAAUUACAGAAAACGCUGAAGCAAAGAAAAAGAAAAAGAAAGCCGGAUACCUCUCGAGGCAGGGUAUUUGGAAAGAAACCCUUUUCUUCCUGCCAAACGACGCCCGUCUGGAAGAAGGUAGGAAGUUUUUCACCGAAUUUGUCAACCCUCAAUCAACGGCUGUUGAUGUUAAGGCAGAUCGGGACGAGAAGGUGAAGGACAUUCGGAAGAUUUUCAAGAAAAGACGAAUGCGCGAAACGAAAAUAGUCAACCAGAUGAGGGCUAAGCGUGGUUUGAAGUUGGUUAAGGGAAAACGAAAAUAAAAUUUGUUUUUAUUGACACUUAGUAUAAAGUGCUUCUAAUGUAGAGAAAGCCUCCCAACUGGAUUAGGAUUUGGGGAGAUCCACACUUAAAUCGGCAAGCACGUAGGCAGUUGCUGCCCAUAGAGCGGUGCACUUGUCGAGGCUCUUUGGAUCUUCCACCAGCAUACUGUCACCUUCCGAAUGGUGGUACC
Uranotaenia lowii is the source of this 2194-nucleotide messenger RNA. Its product is annotated as nucleolar protein 8-like. Bases 105 to 2003 code for a protein of 632 amino acids. NCBI's taxonomy places the organism in Eukaryota, Metazoa, Arthropoda, Insecta, Diptera, Culicidae. The transcript has 3 exons. The record is from RefSeq and is a predicted model, not a curated record. Gene Ontology annotation, molecular function: RNA binding.